AUGGCUCCCCUCAGUGCGGCGGCCGCCGGUAGCAGCCUUUGCACUACACCGAUAUGUCUCGAGAUCGCCUCCAACAUCCUCCUCAGUCUCGCCCCGAACUAUACUGAAAUCGACCCGUGCACAGACUUUGACAAAUAUGCGUGCUCUGGGUGGAAAGCAAGCCACGCGCCAGAGGCCGGCCAAGGCAAGACCUCCUCGCUGGGUGUCGUCGGCAGCGACGUCUAUGUGGUGUUGAAGAACAUCUUGGAAGGUUCUUAUCCCACUGGGCCCGAAGCCGGAUUCAUCACGAAAUCGCUGUCAAAAGAGCAGGUGGGCGUGGAUCGGGACAAUUUCCAGCUCAUCGUGGAGACUUACAAUGCUUGCCUCAAUGACACCGCCGUCAAGGCGGCAGGCUUGGGCCCCCUUAUCAAUCUCGUCAAUCGCAUCACGGAAGCUUUCCCCGUAGCAGAUAGCACAGAGGACAGGGAACGCAAGAUCUCGAAAAAUGAUGCCAAAAACAUGGGCAAGACGCUGUUACUCUUUGGUCAGCUCGGCAUCUCGACAUUCGAGACAAUCACCGUUGACUUUGAUGACCAGAAUCCGAACAAGACGCUCAUUUACGUCGUGCCCGGGGGCUCACCGUUGCUCACCGGCUCCGUAGCCAAGAAUAACGACACUGUUGCGGAGUAUGAGCGCAUUAUGACAGCAGUGCUUCAGGCAGUACAUCCGGGCAAACUCGAUGUUAUGAAAGCCCAGAGACUGGCUUUAGCCGUCACUAAGUUUGAAAAGGAUGCGACCGCCUUGCAGGCUACCGAUGACAGCAAGACAAACGCAAGUGUGAGUAAGGUCCAUCUCCCUAGGGUUGUUCCAGAAUUUGACACGCUCCAGUCACCCGCGAGAAAAUUCAAGUUGGCAGAGGUCACGAGCGUAGCCCCAGAACUCGGUCACGACUUCGUCAUCAACAACUUGAUUCCCGCUGACUAUACGCCGGAUCAACUUGUGUUCUCCCCCGCUUACUUUGGAAAUCUAUCUCAGCUUCUUUCCAAUUCUACUGUUGAAACGGUCCAAGGCUUCUUCAUCUGGAAGGCAGUAUCCACCUUCUCCGGUUUCGUCGAGGCAGAUGUCACGGAAAGGCUGAAUGACAUGAAAUACAAGCUUCGCGCCACAGACCCAGAGUUGGUUGGCAAGCCACCAAGAUGGCAGCGAUGCGUCGGUCAUGUUGAUGAGGGAAUCUCAUGGAGUGGUCUACCUGCCGGCCUUGGCUGGAUACUCAGUCGAUUCUACCUUGACAAGGCAUACUCAAACGAAGCUCGUGAUCUGGCUGUCAACAUGAUGGGCACGAUUCAGCAGGCCUUUAUCUCACGCCUCGGCGAAAAGGAUUGGUUAACAUCAGAGGUCAAGAAAGAGGCCGAGGUCAAGGUCAAAGCAAUUUCUAGGAAGAUUGGUUAUCCGGACGUGUCUCCAGACACCAAAAACCCACGCAAACUUGCAGACUAUUACUCCGGUCUGAAACUGACCAAUUCCUACUUCAACAACGCUGUCGCUUUUGCGACUUUCUCCAGCAAGUCGUCAUGGGCUCUACUCGGCAAGCCCACAGAUAGAAAUAUCUGGCUGCAAACCCCAUCGACAACAAAUGCAUACUACUCUCCGACCUUCAAUGACAUUGUCAUCAAUGCUGGCAUCCAACAAAAACCCCUGUAUAACGUUGCUUAUCCUUCUUAUAUCAACUAUGGUGCUCUCGGCGCCGUUCUCGGCCAUGAGCUCACCCAUGGCUUUGACAAUAGUGGGCACAAUUACGCUGCCAACGGCUCCCUUGCAAAUUGGUGGGAUGAACAGAGCCUCAAGGCGUUCAGUAACCGCACCAAGUGCUUCGCAGACCAGUACCAGAAGUUCACCGUCAUUGCGCCAAACGGUACGGACGUUCCUGUCAAAGGUAACUUCACACUCGGUGAAAAUAUAGCAGAUGCUGGAGGUGUGGCAACAAGUUAUACGGCGUGGAAGAAGCUACAGGCAGACCAGAAGGCUCAGGAUUUCGAUCUGCCUGGUCUGCCGGGCUUCUCGCAUGACCAGCUGUUCUUCUUGAAAUGGGCACAAACUUGGUGUGAGGUGUCGUCCUCGCGGGAAUACGACGUCUUUCUGCUCGGGGCCGACGUGCACUCCCCAGGAUUCGCUCGCAUCAAGGGACCCUUGGAUAAUUCGAAGGACUUUCGCAGCGUUUUCAACUGCCCUCAGAGACAGCCUACGUGUGAGCUUUGGUAG
This is a messenger RNA of Colletotrichum orchidophilum, 2238 nucleotides long. RefSeq names its product peptidase family M13. Bases 1 to 2238 code for a protein of 745 amino acids. Lineage: Eukaryota; Fungi; Ascomycota; Sordariomycetes; Glomerellales; Glomerellaceae. The record is from RefSeq and is a predicted model, not a curated record. Gene Ontology annotation, molecular function: metalloendopeptidase activity. The transcript is spliced from 3 exons. Gene Ontology annotation, cellular component: plasma membrane. Gene Ontology annotation, biological process: protein processing.